ACAAGAAGAAGAAGAAGAAGAAGCGGGAUGUGCGGAAAUGAGCCGCAGCUCGAGUGAAUGACGAGGACAUUUGAGACUUAAAAGUGUCAAACAAUGGACUGAAGUCGAGUAAAUAACAGCUGGUUUGUCUUAAACCCACCGCGCCCUAAGCCGCAUCUGGACUCAGGACUCUGUUGUUGUCCGUGUCUUCCAUUAUUAUGUGUCACCUGCAGCUGAGGACGCUGGUUUUCGGCGCGUGGGUGCUGGGAUACGUGGCCUUCCUGCUCUCCGUCAGGAAGAUGUGGACGGGGAAGUACGUGCGGAGCCCACUGGUCCGGUCACUGAUGAGCAACAUGCUGAGCGAGGGCGACGCGACGGAGACAGAACAGUGGUACCGGUGCUGUCCAGAUCUUCUCGGAGAGACCGUGCGGCCCUUGUUCGUCCAGAGCCACCUGGACUCGGACACCAAGACUUUCCUCAAGCGCAGUGUGGAGAAGUCUGGCUGGAUGUUCACGCAGCUCUACCACUCUUUCAUGUCGUCUGUCCUCAGCCCCGUGGUCUCGCGCACCUCCAUCAACGGGUUUCUGGGCCGCGGCUCCAUGUUCGUGUUCUCGGCGGAGCAGUUCCGGCAGCUGCUCCGGAUCGACCCGGAGUGGAGGGCGGAGCGGCUGCUGGACCUCGGAGCGGGGGACGGAGGCGUCACAGAGGUGAUGGGGAGCCACUUCAGAGAGGUCUACGCGACUGAGGUGUCGGCACCCAUGAAGUGGCAUCUUCAGAGGAGGAAUUACAAAGUGCUGGGCAUAGACGAGUGGCAGCAGACCGGCUUCCUGUACGACGUCAUCAGCUGCCUGAACCUGCUGGACCGCUGCGACGAUCCGCUUCAUCUGCUGCGCGACAUCAAGCGCUCGCUCGUCCUCGACACGGGGCGACUGGUCCUCGCCGUCGUGCUUCCCUUCCAGCCCUACGUGGAAGUCGGAGGACGAUGGCAGCGUCCAACAGAACACGUGAAAAUCAAAGGGAAGAAGUGGGAGGAGCAAGUGGCCAACCUGAACAAUGAGGUUUUCCUCAAGGCGGGGUUUGAGGUGGAGGCCGUGACGCGGGUGCCGUACCUCUGUGAGGGCGACAUGUACAACGACUACUAUGUCCUCGACGACGCCGUGUUUGUUCUCAAAGCCGCAGACGACACAGAGUGAAGGACCAAACGCACACUUUUAACUUUGAGUUUCAUUUGUGAAAAACAAAACCUCCACUCGUCCAGCAGCCGUCUUGUGAUGCGGUGACACCUCGAGUUCUUCACCUGAAGCUCAGAUCUAAGACUCAUCAUGAUGUUGUUGCCGGGGUCUGUUCUGGAAAGUGUUUUACUGGGGCUGUCACAUUUAAACAUGUAAAGUUCACUAUUAUUACUGAUCAAUGCAGGCUGCCUUCUCAUAAACACCAAUUUAUGUAGUACCCCUCAGAUUCCAGUAGAGGGUGCAAGUUUUAUAUUAAAUCGUAUGACCACGUCGAUGCAGCGGAAUAUCACAAUGUUUUCUUUGUUUGUUUUGCAUAUAAUGUUUUUACCGAUGUUACAGUAAACGUGGAAAUAAUCAAAUGGCGUUGUAGUCCACUAGAGGGCGCCAAGUGCUAACUCUCACUAGAGCUGUCGCAAACAUCGUGAUGCUAUCGUAUUGUGACUUAAAUAUCACGAUACCGUAUCGUGGUGCGUGACCCACGAAUAACCUCAAACGCUCGAUAAAUAAAUGUGUGUCGGGUAUUUUAGUGCGUUUUUAUCAUCUGCGGGUAAUAUUGUAAAUAAAAAGGAACACACACUCGAUUCCGAUUAUUGACAAACGUCGCACACUACUGAGACGGUGCAAUCCGACUUUAUUUGUAAAGAAACCACAGUGGACCAAAAGUGCUUUACAGAGUAAUAACAAAAAAUAAAUAAAAUACUCACACGAGGCAAUAAAAUAUAUCUUUAAAAAAAUGAAAGCAUAAAACAUGGACAAUAGUAACGGCCAUGCAAUAAGCCACAAGAAAAACAUAAUAAAAUCCAAUUAGAAGUUUUAAAAUUGUUAAAGUUAGGAAAAGAUUUUGUAAGAAAGUGACAGCCCUGGUGUUUUACUGUAAUCAUGCUGUUAUAAUAUUGUGUUGCACUCUGUUCUGUGGUCUCCAGUGUACAGUCUUAGUGAUAUUUUUUGAAAUUGCCACAAGGGGGAGCUUUAUGAUUCACAAUAAUUUAUUCCAGGUGAUGUUGUUUUACUUUUGUGUCCAAUCUGCAAGUUAUCUGUGUCUGACCAAAAAUGAACGCUAAAGUGAUUUCAGUGUUGCUUUUAAUCGGAAUAAUCACAGCAUGAAACUUCCAUAUAUCGUCCCAUAAUCCCAGUAAAGAUGAGGCCUUUGUAAAGUGUCAUUUAUCAUUCAUUUUAAACUGCAGUAACUGUAGCCGCAAAUGAAGACGACGGAAUCAUGUUUUAAAGCUGCAGUACGUCGUUUCUGGUUCUUCAAGAAAUAAUAUUUGAGCUGUUUGGCAACGAAAAAGAUGCACUGCUUACAUUAAAUGCUGCACAAUACAUCUCUGUGACUGUCGAAGUAGCUAUAGCUUGCACCUUGGUCGGAGACUUCCGAGUGCGUUCCAGUUGAAGUCGGAUGUCUGGAUUUUCCCGAGUUCCUACUAUGAUGUUUAAACUGGAAGUUUAAUUUCCAACUCGCAAAACCCAACAUUGGAUUCCAAGAUGGCCGGUCCCAUUAAUGACGACACUCUCUGACCAAUCAGUGGCCGUCGGUCUGAUGACGUCACGUUUUAGUAUCUGCUCAGCUCACUUGGAUCCUCGUCAGAGCAGGAACUCAAAGGAAAAAACACCAGGUACCAGGUUCUACCACUGAUGGAAAAGAAACCGAGUAGAGUCAAGUCGUGCUAGAACUGUGUCAUGAAAAAAAACAACAUUGAGUCAACGAACUGUCUCAAUAUUGUCUGUGACAGCAAUAUCUAAAGUUCACCACCAUUAGUAGCUAUUAUAAACUCCUGGUCGGACCAGACCUACAGGGGACAGACUGAAGCAGCUAUAAUCCCUAAAGUUAACUCAGUUUUACGCAUCAUUUGUACUUGAAGAAUGAAAAUGUGAAAGGUCCAGAAUAAAAAUAAGUUAAUGUGUA
Messenger RNA from Solea solea (common sole), 3114 nucleotides. It is a transcript of the gene mettl9, whose product is annotated as methyltransferase 9, His-X-His N1-histidine. NCBI's taxonomy places the organism in Eukaryota, Metazoa, Chordata, Actinopteri, Pleuronectiformes, Soleidae. Gene Ontology annotation, molecular function: protein-L-histidine N-pros-methyltransferase activity. The transcript has 6 exons. Bases 198 to 1172 code for a protein of 324 amino acids. The record is from RefSeq and is a predicted model, not a curated record.